GAAGUAAUUUCUCUGUGCGUGCUCGGGACAGGGGAGGGCGGACAGCCCUGAUUUUGUUAGGGGCUGCACAAAGCCCAGCCCUCAUACGGGUGACACGGGCUCUGUGAAGUCGCGAUUAUUACGGUUAUCAGUGCCCAGCAGGCUGGCUGCUGUCUAAGAGUUAUUUGUGGCCUUUGUGCAGCUAUAAAUGGAAACCGCCGGCGCUCUGAAGCUAUCGCCGCGACGCUGGGCUGGACCCCGCAGAGGGGGAUACUGAAAGGCGCCGUGAGUUUGAGCAUGUAGACAAGAGGACUCUACCACCGACUGGGGAAACUUUCACUGCAGGACGAGACGCGGACACAUGGAGAAACCCAAACCAAAGGAGGGCAUGCGGAAGUUCCCGUGCGAGGUGACCACCGUCAGGCUUGUUUCAUUCUCCUUUGUGCCAGCCCUGAAAAAACUGCCAACUGAAAGCACCGUAACUCUGGGAGAAGAGGAAAGACAGCCGAUGAGGAGAUCGAAUGAGUAUGUAGGGAUGCUGAAGGAAGCAGCCGCAGGUCAGACCAUGUCUGGGGACGGAGUGUUCAAGGCGGAUUUUGUGUACGUUGGUGGUGAUGUGGACGAGGGGGAUCCCGGGGAUCGGCGGACCCGGCUGGCCAAGGAGACCACAGUCAGACAGGAGGCGCACUCUCAGCUAAAUCUGUCUGCUGAACACAUGAUGCAAGGCCAACUCACUCCUUCUCAAAUCACUGCCCCCUCGGAGAGCACAGCUCGUAUCUCUCUUAACAUGAGUCCAGCAAUAAAUGCUGUCAUGGAAACGGCCAAUGACAAACACCGUUCCACGGAUGUGCGUGGCUGUGACGCCUCGUUCGGGAGCAAGGUGUCUCCAGGUCUCCUUUUGAACCAAGUGCCUGAUAAAUGGACGACUCUGAUUUCGGACCGCGGGGUGACUCACUCUGCUGAGCUGCUGGAAACACCGGCCUCCUCGAGAGAGUCAGUGCUGUCCGAGGACUGGUUUGGCCCUCGCGUUCUCUCCUCCGAGGGGUCCCCUGCAUCCCUCAGUCGUACCAUCUCUCCCUGUUCCUCCGUGAGGUCCGGGGUGUUCACCCCGUCCGUGAUACGAGUCAAGCGCCACUCCCUGGCCCCGGGCUCCAGCUUGGUGUGGAACUUACAACCCUGCCUCUCUCCGGCUUCCAGCCUCGCCCCUUCGCCCUGCCCCCCGUCCCCCAGAACGGGGAGGGCAUGGCACAGGCCCCCGCCCACCCAGCUCACCCUGCUCACCGCCAUUCUGAGGAAAGGCCGUCUGCCUGUCUUAUCCUCCGUCCAGCAGAGGGCGUACUCCCCCUGCUGGCCCAUCAGUGCAGUCAGCCUGUCCUCCUGCAGCGCCUGCAACGCUGCCGCCAAGCUGGCCCUCUUCUGUCCCGGUGUGGCCAGGAGUGGCAAGGGCCAGACUGCCAUAGCGGCGCCCCAGAGAGAAGCCCUGCACAUGCUCACGCAUGGCCCUGAGUCUCAGUGCCUCAGAUGUCUCACCCCUCCUCCAUCUCCCGACUUGUUUGAGUCCAACACCUUUGAUCCACCUGUACGAUCGCUGAGCCAGUCACCUCAAUAUGCCUUACGCCAAGGUUCUACUAACUUUACCUGGCAGAGAGUCACCUCCCCAACCCAGCAGCGUGGAGUCACCUCCCCAACCCAGCAGCGUGGAGUCACCUCCCCAACCCAGCAGCAUGGAUUCACCUCCCUGACGCAGCAGUGCAGAGUCACCUCCCCAACCCAGCAGCAUGGAGUCACCUCCCUGACCCAGCAGUGGAGAGUCACCUCCCCAACCCAGCAGCUUGCUGUCACCUCCCCUACACAGCAGUGUGGAGUCACCUCCCCUACCCAGCAGCAUGGAGUCACCUCCCCUACCCAGCAGCAUGGAGUCACCUCCCCAACCCAGCAGCAUGGAGUCACCUCCCCAACCCAGCAGCGUGGAGUCACCUCCCCAACCCAGCAGCGUGGAGUCACCUCCCCAACCCAGCAGCGUGGAGUCACCUCCCCAACCCAGCAGCGUGGAGUCACCUCCCCAACCCAGCAGCAUGGAUUCACCUCCCUGACGCAGCAGUGCAGAGUCACCUCCCCAACCCAGCAGCAUGGAGUCACCUCCCUGACCCAGCAGUGGAGAGUCACCUCCCCAACCCAGCAGCUUGCUGUCACCUCCCCUACACAGCAGUGUGGAGUCACCUCCCCUACCCAGCAGCAUGGAGUCACCUCCCCAACCCAGCAGCAUGGAGUCACCUCCCCAACCCAGCAGCAUGGAGUCACCUCCCAAACCCAGCAGUGUGGAGUUACCUCCCUGACCCAGCAGUGUAGAGUCACUAUGCCAACCCAGCAGCAUGGAGUCACCUCCCCAACCCAGCAAUGUGGAGUCUCCUCCCCAACCCUGCAGAGUACAGUCACCUCCCCAACCCAGCAAUGCGGAGUCUCCUAUCAAACCCUGCAGAGUACAGUCAUCUCCCCAACCCAGCAAAGCGACGCUGCAUCGCCGAUCUCUCCUUCUGCUCCUGUCACAAGGGCUGCACCUGCUGUCCAAAAUUUGCCAUUCUCCAUUAAUCCACAGGGGACCCUGCCCCCUGUGUCCAACCGAGUGCUGUCCUCCUCCUUUUUAAGACUCCGCUCCCUGGCCCUUAAAAACAGCUCUCCAUCCCCUUGUGCCACAGGGGACUGCCCUGCACCCUCCCCUGUGCCCAAACUCUCCUGUACCCCAGUGUCCAAACUCUCCUGUACCCCAGAGCCCAAACUCUCCUGUACCCCAGAGCCCACACUCUCCUAUACCCCUGAGCCCAAACUCUCCUGUACCCCUGAGCCCAAACUCUCCUGUACCCCAGAGCCCAAACUCUCCUGUACCCCAGAGCCCAAACUCAGUAGUAGCCCAGUGCCCAAACUCUCCUUUACCCCAGAACCCAAACUCACCAGUAACCCAGUGCCAAGACUCACCUAUACCCUAGAGCCCAGGCGUGAUGAUAUACAGUCUUCACCUGCACCCUCUCCAGUACCCAAACUCACAUUUGUGCCAUCGCCCAGCUGCAGUGAAGCAAGGUGUUUAUCUCCCCUCCAGACUAGCAUCAGAAUGUCCCCCCUUUCAGAGAAGCUGUGCCCCCAACCCCCCGCCUGCCGCCUGUCCCCGUCUCCAUGGACUCCGACGCUCUCGCCCUCCCCCAGCGCGUCCCUGUGCACACUGGGCCUGCUUUCACCGCUCCCUGACUCGCACUCCUCCACGCCCGACCGCCUGAGUCUCUCCCCCUCUCCGGCGACCUCCAGCCGCGACCUCCUCACCCCGUCACCCUCUGUCUCCCCAUCUCUCUCCCCCUCCGCCUCUCCGGUCCCCAAGAGCGACAGCGACAGGGCAGGUAGAAAGAGAAAGUACAAGAUCAAGUCGAGCUACAAGGCCUUUGCAGCGAUUCCCACAAACACUCUCCUUCUGGAGCAGCAGGCCAUAGAUGACAAGGUGGAGAAAGAAGGGUGUCCCCUAGAGGCAGAAGCGGACAGGGUGACAGAGACACACUCAGAGAUGUGCUCACCAGCCCAGCUGAGGCAGCAGUCAGAAGAGCUGUAUGCUGCCAUUGACCAGGUUUUACUGGAUCCCCUCCCCAUGCACCGGUCACAGUCUGCUCCGCUGCCCUCGGAGACACUAGAGGAUGCUGAGGUGCCGAGGAGACUUACAUCCUUACCAAGGUCUGCAGGGCGGGAAACUAAAUAUGCAAACUUCCACCUGCAACCCUCUGGUUCUGCUGAAAGAAAUCCGACUAAGCCAGGUGUCAUACGUCCAGUGACAGUUAUACCAAAAUUAACUGAGGAAGAGGAGGAUUUCCCAAACCCAUUCCGACAGCAGUACCUGGAAGAGACACCUGAGGAGCAGAGCCAGAAGCCCCGGCACCCAAUAGUGACUGUCCACGAGAACGAGGCUCUGAGCUGCAGUGAGUUUGUGCGCACCCCAGCUGGCCAGACUGCACAGCUGGCUGAGGACCGCAGAGCUGCUGGGAGCCCCACAUUCAGAAAAGGAGACGUCAGAAGAACGGAUGAAAUGGUCCUUCUGAUAACUGAAAAAGAAGUGACCAGGACGCCGCCAGUGGCAGAGGGAUCCUCAAAAUUAGGUCCGGCCUCCUUCAACACAGCACGCGUGAAAACAGAGGUCCGUGAGACCCACAUUUAGGUGGUUCCAGGGUGAGGUGAGGACAAAGCAGUUGUGAGAUGGUAGUGCCUCCUCUUUUAUCCAAUAGAUGAGGAUUAAAAAGCCAUGCAGUAUUCACACUCAUUUCUAAGCCUUAUUAUACGUACACAUAUGUGUAAAAAUGUGACGCUAGCCAUGUAUCCUGAUUCACAAAGAAAAAAAAAAUGACCAAAGAGGACAGAAGGUAAAGCUAUUGAGGGUGGAUCCACAAAAAAUGAUCCAUCUGCUUAACCAUGAAUGAACAUAACAUUUAUAUGCAGUUUAAGGUUAAUGCAAAUUUGACUGAACCCUUCUAUUCUGGGUAAAACAAGGGUACUUAACAUAUGAAAAUACACCAGCAUUUCACUUUAAGCCCGAACUGUGAAUGCAAAUGCCUUCUUAAAAGUAAUGCUCAAUGAAAAGAAGAGCAGGAGGGGACAGCACUUCAAAACGUUUCAUAAACAGCCUUAAGUAAAGUAAACACAAAAGGAUUUACAAUGAGAGACGCAAUAAUUAUGGGAUUGGGUACACGGAAGACCCAGUUGGUAGGUGUGUUAGAGUUACCUCCUAAUAUAAAUGAAAUAAAAACAGUUAACAGGUUGUACAGUUACUCCUCUUGGCAAUGUUUAAAAACUAGAACUUUAGUUAGUGUAGCACAGAAACCAGUCCUUGAAAUAAAGGAUGAAAUAAAAUGAAUUACGUAUGUAUCUGCAGUUCUGUGAGUCCUAGAUGACUGCCAGAGUUCUCUGUUACUCAGCAUCGUCACAGCUAUGUGAGAUGAUUCAGCAGGACAGAUUCUCGAAUGACAGGACUAUUUAUGCAUUUGCUUGCGUCAUCCUGUGUCACGGGUGAAUUGUUGGUAUAAGUUUUGUGACCCGCACUAGUGUGAGACAGAAGAUAUUCAGUAUUGAGCAGUGCCUUUGGUGGUCAUCCAGGAUUCCUAGAGCUGCAUUUACCUUCAUGACUCGUUUGAUAUAGAUAACAGAUCUUUCUGAUGUUCCACUGUGUGUAUAUAUAUGCUGUUUGAUGCCUCCAUGACAUUUACUUGUGUUUUAUUGUGACACGUGAGCUUCGUUCAAGCUUGCCAUGGUUUUUAUGGGUUUUUGUCUUUGCUAACUGUGACCAACCAUAAACCUUUUCCCUUUCUGUGUAAUUGCCUGCUUUAAAAAAAAAAAAAAAAACGUUUAGUGAAUUGGCUCUAAAACAGAGAUGCACUAGGCUGACAAAAAGCCUAUAAUCAGAGGUCAGUUAUUAGUCUUGCUAUAUCUGUCCUUCAGAGGCACACAAUAACAGGACAAGACAUAAAUUCAUACACUGCUAAUGCCCUUAAUAUUACAAUCUUAAUUGUGACACAUGGACUAAACACUUUCAAAUUAUAUGACAAGAUGCCAUUAUCCAUCCUUCCAUCCAUUAUCUAUACCUGCUUAUCCCGGGCAGGGUCACAGGGGAAAGAUGCCAUUAUUCCAGCUGUAAAUUGAAGCUUUUGAUGUACUAUAUAGUUAAUUUGUAAUGUACUGGAGUACAGAAGGAAUGUAUAUUUACUGCAUAUUAGUAUUUUUUAAAUAAAAAAAAUAUUUUUACAUUCGAAAAUGAUUACAUAUAAUAAUUUUUGGAUGACAUAUGUAAUUGAGGACUCAAAAUAAUCCCAUUAAAAAAAUAUUUAUAGCAGAUAAAUGUUUUUGAGAGUGGAAUGUGAAAGAUGGUUGGCCUAUCUGGGUAACGUUGUUACUGAUAUUCUCAAAUAUUGGGUCCAGGUCUCCUAGCCAUGGACUUCACUUUUUCAUUUUAAUCACUGAUGCACACACUGACUAAAACCACGCAGAACAUGUCUCCCGAUUUCUCAGUAGAGAAAUAAAGAAAAAGGAAAGUGUUUUGUGUGGUGCUAUAAAAUAAUUUUAAAGUGUUUAGUCUUUCAUAUUCUUAUAAGUGUGAAUAUAAACUAAAAUAAAGCACAGGCUGUUGUAUAGCUAUUUUUCCACAAUUAAACCGAUAGAUUCCUACUAUAAAGCUAGAUUGAUAUUAUUGAAUAUAUAUGUUGGAAAAAAUUAUUAACUGCAACUGUGUUAAAUGCAAAUAACCAACAAAUGUUUGAUUGACUGUUUAAUGUAUAAGUUGAAUUACUGUAGUUUGGUUCUAGGGAAAAUAUCAUGUAUCUGUAUUCAAUGAACUAAUAACUUGCCAUGUUCAAGCACAUAUAAAUUGGCUUUUGAAUAAGA
Messenger RNA from Anguilla rostrata (American eel), 6381 nucleotides. It is a transcript of the gene mlip, whose product is annotated as muscular LMNA-interacting protein. NCBI's taxonomy places the organism in Eukaryota, Metazoa, Chordata, Actinopteri, Anguilliformes, Anguillidae. The transcript is spliced from 13 exons. The record is from RefSeq and is a predicted model, not a curated record. Bases 341 to 4168 code for a protein of 1275 amino acids.